CAUUGGUUCUUAGCGCACCGUGGAGAUCUAAAGAUGGCGUAACUAGUAAGAUUAUCGAAUUAUCAAUGUGGACUCCAAGGUUAAUCAUCAUUAACUUAAUAUAUUAUACAUAUUGGUCAAAGGAUAUUAUCAUUUUGAUUUCGGAUGGGGGUGAGGCUGGAGUACAAGCUUGGCUAGAGUCGUAUCAUGAUCAUAAACAAUCAGGUAUCGAGGCAUCUCCUUUAUUUUUACGGUCAGGAGCGAUACAAGCUGCCAUAAAUUUGGAUUUUCCAGGAACUAGUAAUUAUAAGGCAUUAGGAUUGUUUUUUGGCCUCAAUGGACAACUUCCUAAUUUAGAUUUGAUUAACACUGUCGUACGAGUGUGUCGUAUGUCAAGUAACAUUCCCAUAAUGCUUCGUGAUUCCGGACGCUGUUAUACACAUCAUGAUUUUGGUGAUUACCAGUCUUCUUUCUAUAAUCUAAUAACAUUUAUGAAAUAUCAGGCUCUAGGACAUCCAACUGGAA
This is a messenger RNA of Racocetra fulgida, 504 nucleotides long. The record is from the annotation of a GenBank genome assembly. Lineage: Eukaryota; Fungi; Glomeromycota; Glomeromycetes; Diversisporales; Gigasporaceae.